AUGUUUGGAGUUCUCUUCCCCGACCACAGGGAGGCAGCGUUCGCUAACUACCGGCUGUGGGAGUCGGUGGGCUUCCUGCUUGCCUUUGGCUACAGUUCCCACCUGUGCCUGUCCACCAAGACCUACCUGCUGCUCUCCUCGCUGGUCCUCUCCAUGCUCACCUACCCCCUGGUGGAGCUCCUGGCCCGGAGGGAGGCGCGGUACCGCCUAGUAGCAGCAGAGAAACUCUAGUACAGAUCCCAAUUUACUGUUUGUAGCAGCAGAGAAUCUCUAGUAGGCUACAGAU
Messenger RNA from Engraulis encrasicolus (European anchovy), 286 nucleotides. Its product is annotated as protein unc-93 homolog A-like. NCBI's taxonomy places the organism in Eukaryota, Metazoa, Chordata, Actinopteri, Clupeiformes, Engraulidae. Bases 1 to 231 code for a protein of 76 amino acids. The transcript has a single exon. The record is from RefSeq and is a predicted model, not a curated record.